CCAUGACAUCAUGACCUGAGCCAAAAUCAAAAGUCGGACGCUUAACUGACUGAGCCACCCAGGUGCUCCAGAAGGGUGGAUUUUUAUAUCUGAUUGUCAAUUCACUGCUUCUUACAUCAAGCCUCUGUUCCACUGAGUGGUCCCCCCAGCCCCAACCUCACACCCAAGGAGCGCAAGAUGCUCUCGGGGGUAAUAUGUCAAGGCACCAUACUGGGUUGUGUCCCACCCAGGCUUCCCCACAAGGUGCCCACUGGCUGCAGUCUUUGGAGCUCAGGCUGUGAAGGUCAUACUGAAUCUCCCCGGCCCCUCCUGCUCAGAAACAGGUCCUCCCUGGCCCGGCCAGACAUGAGGGCCCCCCACCCAUACAACUGUGGUGUUGAGGCUCCUGGUCUGUGCCAGGCAAGGACAGCUGCAAGGUGUGCUGGCUUCUCGGCUCCACCAGGAGGGGGAGUACAGGUCCAUGCACGUCUCAGCUCCCCAGGUCUUCUGACUCCAGGAUCUAGGAUCCAGGAUUCAGGAUCUGACCCUUCCUAAAAGCACUCCCAUCUUUUCUAAGUGAACCCAGCCUCUUCUUCUAGUACUUCCUUAGCAGAGCAAAGACCAGACUACGGACUGGGCACUCCCUCCCAGGGGAGGCUGGAGGGGGGGUGGUUGUACACAGAAAAACUGUCCUUGAAAUCACUACCUUGGUCACAAAUGCUGUGCCCCACACUCUCCUUGUCUACCUGGACAUGAUCCACAGGAAAUCAACGAGGGGACAACUGACGUGGGAUGGCAUUCAAGCCUGCCAACAGCAGCCUCACUGAUAUAGAGUUAGUCUUCAAACAAACAACAUGAAACCUAAAGGGAUGUUGCUUCCACUUGUUCCUGUACCUAAGUCACCUAAGGGUGAUUUACCACUCCAAAUGGCACUUCGCUUUAGAAGAGAUUGCCUCUCUCCCCAAGGGAUGAAUCGUGCCCAGAUGAGAGCACUUGGCUUAGGAGGACAGCUCCUGAGGGCCAACCAGUGGCCUCAACAUGAGUCACAGAUGACACGAUGUCAUGCGUGUGUGCAGAGACCCUCCCACCGCACCCAGGAUGCUCGUGCUCUGUCCUCACCCUUGGCGGUGUCUUUAAUCUCCGUGGACCCAGCCUGCACCCGCGUCCUGGGCCGGCUCUCCGGCCCCCCAGCACGGACCCCCCAGCCAGAAGGGAGCGCUCCUGGUGGCCCAGCCUCCUUCCAUCAACUCAGACUUCUCUGCCAGGGUGGCUGGGGGCAGCUGGUAACAGUACAAGCUUUUGAAAGGCACAGGACGAAGGCAGAUGGGGUUGGUGACUUGGGGGUCCCGGCUCAGAGUGCACUGCUCCAGAGGGGUCUGGGGCAAGUGCCAGAGCAGAGCAGCGAGGGUGAGGAGAGGGCAUGCAGGGGAGAGGGCGUCUGCCAGCAGCCGGAGGAGCUUCUAGGGGCGGAGGGGGGAGGGGGAGGUGUCUCAGCCGCCAGUGCAGGAAGGACCUCUCUGGAAUCCCUCCCCGGGCGACUUCUAAACCUCUGGGACAGCGAGAAGAUCCCCUGCCAGGCUCCCCCCCCCCCCCCCCCCCCGCCGGUCCUGGGACCCUGGAAACCUCAGCGCGGUCUUUGGAGUGUGUGUGCUUAUGCAGGUGUGAAUGCAUGCUGUGUGCAUGUUUGCGCGUGUGUGUGCUCACGAGUGCUGUGUGGGCAUGUGCAUACUGUGUACAUGAGCGCAUGCUGUUAACACGUAUGUGUGUGCCUGCCGUGUGUGUCUGUGCCCCUGUGUUGUUAGUGGAGAGACUUGAAACUGCUGAAGAGUUCAUGUGGGAGGUAGGAGGGGAGGGAAAGCCCAAAGGUCUAUUCUUUCCGUUAUAACCUUAUUUAAAUAUGAACAAACACAAAAUCAGAUAGGAACCCUCUAUUCUGACUGCUUCUGUACAAAUAUUUUUUUCAAACUUACAUAACAAACAUAAACAAAACGGGGAAAACACUAAAUUCAACUCAACAGCAUUAAUUUAAUGUAGAUGAAGUUAAACUGCAUCUUGGAAUGGACCUCUGACUUGCUGUAUGAGGACUUUGUGUUGCUCAGAUCACUGCAAAGCUUGCCUUCCUACAAUACUGUCCCACCGUCUACCAGCACCUAAAACAGCAUCUUCACAUAGAAAGUGCCCAAGGGGCGCCUGGUGGCUCAGCUGGUUGAGCACUGGACUCUUGAUUUUGGCUCAGAUCAUGAUCUCAGCCCCC
This is a messenger RNA of Herpailurus yagouaroundi (jaguarundi), 2233 nucleotides long. RefSeq lists its product as uncharacterized. NCBI's taxonomy places the organism in Eukaryota, Metazoa, Chordata, Mammalia, Carnivora, Felidae. The record is from RefSeq and is a predicted model, not a curated record. The transcript is spliced from 2 exons. Bases 834 to 1733 code for a protein of 299 amino acids.